GAGUAGUUUCACUUUGACCGUGAAUUAGACAACGUGCAAAAUGUUGAAAGGCCGUAUCGCACUCAAUAUACUUCAGUCGCAAAAAGCCACCGUCUUCUCAGCAAGUCAACAGCGUUGGCAGACAAAUGUGGCAACAGCUGAGAUCAGAAACGAUCCGGAAUGGCUCCAGGCCAAACCCUUCCAAGAGAUUCCGAAGGCAAAUAUCUUGUCCUUAUUCGCGAAAAGCGCACUGCCCGGUGGGAAGUACAAGAACUUGGAGAUAAUGGAAAUGAUUGACGCCAUGCGCCAGGAUUACGGAAACAUAUUCUUUUUGCCCGGAAUGAUGGGAAGUGAUGGCUUUGUGAUGACACACAACCCAAAGGACUUUGAGGUGGUUUUCCGCAACGAAGGUGUGUGGCCAUUGAGACCGGGCAGUGAUAUAAUGCGCUAUCAUCGAACGGUUUACAGAAAGGACUUCUUCGAGGGUGUUCAAGGAAUCAUUCCCUCGCAGGGAAAGUCCUGGGGAGACUUUCGCACCAUUGUGAAUCCCGUGUUGAUGCAGCCCAAGAAUGUGAGAUUGUACUUCAAAAAGAUGUCGCAGGUUAACCAGGAGUUUGUGGAUCUCAUUAAAGAAAUAAGGGAUGCCACCACUCAGGAGGUGCCUGGCAAUUUCUUGGAAACCAUUAACCGCUGGACUCUAGAAUCCGUAUCCGUGGUGGCACUCGAUAAACAGCUGGGUCUGCUCAGGGAAUCGGGGAAGAACAGCGAGGCAACCAAGCUCUUCAAGCAUCUGUAUGACUUCUUCUUGCACUCGGCCGAUCUGGAGAUGAAGCCCUCUCUCUGGAGAUAUUUCAAGACACCACAGCUGAAGAAAAUGCUCAAAACAAUGGAUGGUAUUCAGGAAAUAACUCUAUUGUAUGUGGAUGAGGCGAUCGAACGCUUGGAAAAGGAGGCCAAGGAGGGUGUGGUACGUCCGGAACAUGAACAGAGUGUACUCGAGAAACUACUGAAAGUUGACAAGAAAGUGGCCACCGUUAUGGCCAUGGAUAUGCUCAUGGCGGGAGUGGAUACGACUUCGAGCACUUUUACGGGGCUUUUGCUGUGCCUCGCCAAGAAUCCGGAGAAGCAGGCCAGGCUCAGGGAGGAGGUGAUGAAGGUGCUGCCCAACAAGGAUUCCGAGUUCACUGAAGCAUCGAUGAAGAACGUACCCUAUCUGCGUGCCUGUAUAAAGGAAUCCCAGCGCCUCUACCCUCUUGUAUUUGGAAAUGCUCGCGGGCUGACUAGGGAUUCCGUAAUUAGCGGUUAUCGCGUACCUGCUGGUACCCUUGUGUCCAUGAUUCCCAUUAACUCCCUCUACAGCGAGGAGUACUUCCCAAAGCCCACGGAGUUUCUACCGGAGAGAUGGCUGCGAAAUGCCAGCGACUCUGCCGGAAAGUGUCCAGCCAACGAUCUGAAGACCAAAAAUCCAUUCGUCUUCCUGCCCUUCGGAUUUGGACCACGGAUGUGCGUGGGCAAGCGGGUCGUGGAAAUGGAACUGGAAUUGGGUACCGCUCGUCUGAUUCGCAACUUCGACGUGGAGUUCAACCAUUCCACAAAGAAUGCUUUCCGCUCCGCUCUGAUCAACCUGCCCAAUAUACCACUCAAGUUUAAGUUUACAGAUGUGUCCAGCUAAUGUGUUUUAUAUUAGAUAUCUGUUGUGCUAAGAUAAUAGGUAUUGUUAAACGAAUGCUUUUUCUACAUAUAUACAUUGCAAUGAAAAGAAAUUAAGUCCCUCUGUUUAAAAA
This is a messenger RNA of Drosophila sechellia, 1763 nucleotides long. RefSeq names its product Cytochrome P450 12a5 (gene Cyp12a5). Gene Ontology annotation, molecular function: iron ion binding; monooxygenase activity; oxidoreductase activity, acting on paired donors, with incorporation or reduction of molecular oxygen. The transcript is spliced from 4 exons. Bases 41 to 1651 code for a protein of 536 amino acids. The record is from RefSeq and is a predicted model, not a curated record. Lineage: Eukaryota; Metazoa; Arthropoda; Insecta; Diptera; Drosophilidae.